UGCUUGUUGGCCCGUGGUCUUAUCAUGGAUGGGCGCGAUAGUUGUGACGACGCUCUACAUGACGUUGACGACGAUGCAAUCUCAGCUCAGCUUCGGCACUAUCUGCGGUUUGAACGCUGUGACUGGGAGAAGGACGACCGUGAAGUUGCGAAGCUUGUGGACGAGCUUUCACAGUGUCUGUUGGAUCCAUUCACUGCCUUGCCUCCACCACCAACUGCGCCAGCGGCGACUGAGGCAGAAUUGCUUGCUGAGCGCGAGCGACGAGCUGAAGCAGUGGAGUCCAAAUGGUCAUCGACGCUAGCGCGCUUUGAGGCGACGCAGUCCAAGGUUCAAGACAAAAUCACAAAGCACAGGGAAUUUCUAGCCCAAGAGGCCGAAAAAGAUUUGCGCUUCAAGCCCGCAAUUGAUCGCAAGAGCCGUCGAAUUGCGCACGAGUUUCCAACCUUUCUAGAGCGUCAAGCCUCUGCAGUCGCGUGGCGCGACAAGCACAUGACGGAUGAGCGCGAGCAAAAGUUUCUUGAGGAAGACCAAGCGGUGACGACAAGACCCAACUUGUGUCUCUGUGGCCAGCCCACUAAACACUCUCCUCUUUGCCAGCAGUUUCUUUCGCUGUGUAUACGUGCAAAUGCGCACCUUCCAAUUCAGCGCAAGACGCAUGCGAUGAAGCGCAGUGUCGACGACAUGCUGGCCUACGCGCGCGCCAAGCAUGAGCGUCAGGUUGAGCGUUCCCUCGCAGCUCACGAGAAGGAAGCUGCGAACGCACCGUUCACACCGACGCUCAAUCCGCGCUCGAUUAAGAUUUACGAAGCGAUGGUGCAAGCAGGCAAAAAAACAGUCCGACCGCGAAGCCACGACGAGGGACCAAGGGCCAAUGGCAGCUUUCGACCCGAAAUCAACCCGAAAUCGCGAGCGCUCGUCGCAGCGCUGACCGAGACGCAAACGGUCUUUGAGCGCCUCGAAGCCCACGCGGACGCGCGCCAAUUGAAGCUCGCGGAGGCCAACGUGGCGCGCAUAGACGCGCACAUUCGGCAUGUGAAAGCGAUCGGGAAGGAUGACUUGCAGCUCCAGCGCAUCCUUCAGCACCUUUCCCCCAAGGGAAAGGGUUCAGCUCCGCCAGUAACAAGAGUGGUCGUAGGAAGCUCGGACGGGUUCAUUAUGGACAACUUUACGUCAGACACGGCGCAGCCGCAGCUGCUCGGGCAAACCAAGACCGAAACUGGCCUCUUUAAAGGCGCUAGCUACGACACACCUGGAACGCUCAAGAAGAGUCGCAUUGGCACUCGAACCUAGAUGUCAAGUGGUACUACUUAAAAUCGAUAACGUAAGUACCAAGGCCA
Saprolegnia diclina VS20 is the source of this 1337-nucleotide messenger RNA. RefSeq lists its product as hypothetical. Lineage: Eukaryota; Oomycota; Saprolegniomycetes; Saprolegniales; Saprolegniaceae. The record is from RefSeq and is a predicted model, not a curated record. The annotation marks the transcript as partial. The transcript is spliced from 9 exons.